GAGAGAGUCCGUCCUCUUCGGUUUGUUUGACUGUUUAGCUAAAUUAGCACUAAGCUAACUCCACAAUGGACACUGUACUCGGUUUCUGUUCGCCACUUGAAGAAAAAGAAGCGGAAAUCUGCCGCAGCUCGUCGUUGGAGGAUGACGGAUCAAUGGACGGGUUUGGUGACCUCGCUGCUCUUCCUGUCGAAGUUGGUGACCGAAGACCGACGUGUUUACGGUGCUGUCGCCCUCAGAAGGUGUGUCUCUGUCCUUUUCUGCCACCGCAACCGCUGGACGUUUCCACGUGUCUGUACGUAGUGCAGCAUCCUGCAGAGGAGAGUCGAGUACUUCGGACAGUGCCUCUUCUUGCUGCUUGUCUGCCACGUGGGAAAUGCAAUGUCAUUGUUGGAAGGAGAUUUAAUGAGGAAAGGUAUCCAGACCUGGCGGUGGUGUGUCAGGACAGAAAAACACUGAUUUUGUACCCAGGCCCAAAAGCUCAGGAUCUGGAGGAGCUGGUGCUGUACCACGAAGGAGGCGCUGUCGAGCAUAAUGUCAUCAUCAUAGAUGGCACCUGGAGUCAGGCAAAAAACAUGUUCCUCAAAAACAGCCUCUUCCAUCUUCCCAAACAGGUGCAGCUCAAUAAAACGCUGUCCAGUCAGUAUGUGAUUCGCACGCAACCGUCCAACAUCUGUCUGUCCACUCUGGAAUGUGCUGCUCUCGCUCUGUCCAUCCUGGAGCAGAAUGAUCAUAUUCAGGAGGUUCUCCUGAGACCUUUGAGAGCACUUUGUUCCUUCCAGCUGCAGCACGGCGCUCAGGUUCACCACAGCAAGGAGCACCUGCUGAAGAACGGCAUGUAUGACAAGCCCAUGCCCAAGAACAAACGCAAGAUAAAGAGGAUGGAGAAACUUGUUACCGACCAAAACAUCUGCCUCAGAUGAGACGGUGACUCGUGAUUUAUGAGAAGCCACAUUACAGACUGCAGUCAGGAUACGCACAAAACCUGCUGGACCCUCCAGAUGUCAGCGUUUUUGUAACAGUCUUCUUAUUUAAAUCUAAUUGUCACAGGUUUUUAAAUUAAGUGUCUGACAUUAAUUUACAUGAAUUAAUGGCAGAACAGGAGUUGAAAUAUUACUUUAAAUCAGGCGUCUGGCAUUGAUGUGCACCUUUCCCUUUGAUUUCUGCUUUAUUUAUGGAACUUAACGUUUUUAGUAAGUUUUUUUUUUUAGCAAAUCUGCAGCUUCGUUCAAAUGAAAAGGUCAAACAGAAUAAUGGAUUGCGUUAAGUACUCCCCAUGAAUAUAACAGAACUACAUCUAGUGUAAUGCAGCACUUUUGUAACCAGUUAUGCCGUGGAAGUGUCAUAAGUAGUGAAACAGAGAUCAGCUGUGGUGUUAACACCCGUGUGUCCGCUUUCACAGAGGGAGGUGGCAGAACUGACUUAUCAUCAGUUACCUGGUCUUUAAAAAAAAUGCACGUACAGUGGGGAAAAUAAGUAUUUGACCCCCUGUCAGUUUUGCAGGUUUUCCCACCUACAAAGAAUGUAGAGGUCUGUAAUUUUUAUCGUAG
Molecule: messenger RNA, 1547 nt
Organism: Thalassophryne amazonica
Lineage: Eukaryota; Metazoa; Chordata; Actinopteri; Batrachoidiformes; Batrachoididae
Gene: dtwd2
Product: DTW domain containing 2
Exons: 6
Coding region: 66-920 (284 amino acids)
Source: RefSeq, a predicted model, not a curated record